UGAAAUUUCACAAGUCAUUCCCCUUUUCCUGAAUUUUCACUCUCUUUCCCGCGACUCCCCAACUCUCCCAGUCUCUCCUGUGUCUAUAUCUGUCAAAUUAUUCUCAACUGGGGUUUUUCUCUCUCCAUACUUUUCAUCCCAGGCGCGUCGCUCAUACGGAUUUUGGUACCUUUAUUUAAGCAUCUGGUCUUUCUGUGGUUUUGAUCUGCCACUAAUCUCGCUCAUAGCUGCUCCAAAAGCACAUAAGUUAUAACUGAAGAGUUGAGAUGAAGAAGACAAGUUAGAAACUUAUGCUUAUCACUUGACCAGUUAAUUUAUUAAGUUCAACCUGCGAUGGACUGCAACAAGGACGAGGCCCUAAAGGCCAAAGAGCUUGCGGAGAAGAAAUUGCUGAAUAAUGACUUUGAAGGGGCUAAAAAGGUUGCGGUGAAAGCCGAACGACUUUACCCUCAACUGGAGAACAUUUCCCAGUUACUUGCUGUCUGUAAUGUUCACUGUUCAUCUCAAAACAAAGUAGUGGGAUCAGAAAGGGACUGGUAUGGGAUUCUUCAAAUUGAUAAGUUCUCUGAUGAAUCGACCAUCAAAAAACAAUAUCGGAGACUUGCACUCGUGCUUCAUCCUGACAAGAAUAAGUUGCCUGGUGCAGAGGCAGCUUUCAAGCUAAUUGUGGAAGCAAAUAUGGUUCUCUCUGACCCAGUUAAAAGGUCUUCAUACGAUAAUAAGUGUAAAGUUCUAUCCAAAUCUUUCGUAGCAAAGCAACCACCUCAUCAGGUUAAUCGAUAUCCAUUUGUCAGGCAAAACAAUAUUAACAAUGGUUUCAAUGCUCCGUUCAAUACUCUAAAUAACCGUCAAUCUACACAACCAGCUUCAUCUACAGUGCAGGAAACGUUCUGGACAGAGUGCCCCUCUUGCAAAGUUAGAUACCAGUAUUAUAGUAAUUAUGUGAACAGUGCUCUGCGCUGCCAGAAAUGCUCGAAGCCUUUUAUAGCAUUUGAUAUAGGUUCUCAAGGUGUCCCUCCUGGACCCAAAUGGAGUCAGCCUGCAUUUCAGGAUGUGCCCCUUAAAUCUAAUCUCAACCAGUCUUUUGUGCAGAAAGAACUUCCUAACCAAGGAACCUCGAAAAUGACUGCAGGAAGUGCUGGGUUUCCACCUACACGAACUGGACCCCAACAGGGUCCAGAGAUAUGCAGAGGAAAGACUGCUCCAGUGUUUGAGGAUAUGAGAACCAAACGGAAGGAUGGAAAGCGAACAGGUGGUAUGAGAGGAGGAGCUGCAAUGCCAAAGGUGGAUCGCAAAAGUAGGAAAAGGGGUCGGAAGCAGACAGUUGAAUCGAGUGAAAGCUCUGAUACUUCAACCAGUGUCGAGACAGAAGAUGUGGAGAUUGAAAAUGGAAACAAUCCACCUGCUGGACAAGGAACUGGACUUGAUGCCUAUGGCGCUAGGAGAUCAUCUCGGCGUCGGCAGAAUGUUUCAUACAAUGAAGGUGUAAGUGAUGAUGAGAAUGAUUUGGCAAGCCAUCUGAAGAAGGUGCGGUCUAACCAGUCAGCUGGAGAUAGUAAACCUCAGCAGAAAGAAGAUGUUGGUGGUGAUAAUCAAAGACAUGCAUGUGCAACUAGGCCAUGCAGUAAUUCUGUGGAAAGAUUAAAUCAAAAUGGAUUGGGCUGUCCUGAAAGGGAUGUGCAAACCAACAAUUUUAAAAUUGGGACUGUUAAUGGACAGGCUUCCAGACCGCCAUCAGGGGGUACCAAAAAUAUUGAACUUCUCGUUGAUUCUGAUUCCGAACCAGAUGCCAUUUCUGAUAGUAAUCCUGCACAGGUGUAUGAUUAUCCUGAUCCUGAAUUCAGUGAUUUUGACAAGCACAAAGCAGAAAAUUGCUUUGCAAUUGACCAAAUCUGGGCUUGCUAUGAUACGGAGGAUGGUAUGCCAAGAUUC
Nicotiana tabacum (common tobacco) is the source of this 1932-nucleotide messenger RNA. RefSeq lists its product as uncharacterized. The record is from RefSeq and is a predicted model, not a curated record. NCBI's taxonomy places the organism in Eukaryota, Viridiplantae, Streptophyta, Magnoliopsida, Solanales, Solanaceae.